Messenger RNA from Osmia bicornis bicornis, 605 nucleotides. RefSeq names its product protein cornichon (gene cni). The transcript has 4 exons. Bases 25 to 456 code for a protein of 143 amino acids. Gene Ontology annotation, biological process: endoplasmic reticulum to Golgi vesicle-mediated transport. The record is from RefSeq and is a predicted model, not a curated record. Lineage: Eukaryota; Metazoa; Arthropoda; Insecta; Hymenoptera; Megachilidae. Gene Ontology annotation, cellular component: COPII-coated ER to Golgi transport vesicle; endoplasmic reticulum membrane.
UACCUGCAAACAGUUAUAUUUACAAUGGCGUUCAGUUUGGUGGUUUUUUCAUACGUCGUGGCUUUAAUUGUAGAUGCUUUUUUAAUAUUCUUUGCAAUAUUUCAUGUUGUUGCGUUCGAUGAAUUAAAGACUGGCUAUAAAAAUCCCAUCGAACAAUGUAACAGUUUAAAUCAGCUGGUUAUUCCAGAAUAUGGAUUGCAUAUUUUAAGUAACAUAUUAUUUUUAAUAAGCGGACAGUGGUUUUCAUUACUUUUAAAUGUUCCAUUAAUAGCGUAUCAUUUAUGGCAAUAUUUUCAUAGACCUGUUAUGUCUAAAGCAGGUCUUUAUGAUCCUACAAGUAUAAUGAAUGCUCAGGUUCUAAUGAUUCGCCAAAGAGAAGGAUGGAUAAAACUUGCAUUUUACCUUUUAUCAUUUUUUUAUUAUUUAUACGGUAUGAUCAGUUCAUUAAUUCAUUGAAAAAGGUAUUCCUUAUUGUGCUUUCAAUAACUUUCUGCAUUUUUUUUUUUAAUAUGUAUAAAGUCAGUGUCUAUGAAUAAGUGGAAGGAUAAUUUAAUAUGUUAAAAUGUUAAGAUUUUUAAAAAUAAAGCUUAAUGUUUGGAUACCAA